AUGCAGGGGAUGCAGGUGCAUCCGCUGCCCCUUGGUCGUAGGGCGCAGCUACUUAAGCCGCGAUCCCUCUGGCAAAGGCCCGACCUGCUGCCGCUAGCUGCUGCUGUUGUGCUGCUAGUCCUCGCUGUUAAGGAGCAUGAGGAGCUACACCAGGCUGCAGCAGCAGCAGCAGCAACCGCUGCAGCAGCUGCUGCUGCUGUAGGCCAGGGUGCUGCAGCAAAUAUAGCUGCAGCAGCAGGAGAGGGAGUUUUGCCUGGGGAGGUGCCUGCUUUUGCUUCAGAAGACCCUGCUAUCACUGCUGCAGCAGGUGCUGCUGCGGCUGCUGCGGAUGCAUUGCCAGCAGCAGACGCAGCACCUGCUGCAGCAGAAGGCGACGAGGAAGAGGCGCUGCCGUGGCUGCUGCAGACGCGGAGCUCCGUUUUGCUGCUGCUUCUGCUGCUACUGUGGGGCGGUCUGGUGCUUGCGAGCUGCUGGGUGCUGCGGCUACAGCGAUGGAAGAACUACCGUGUGUGCGGCCCUGCAGCAGCAGCAGCUGCUGCAGCAGGUGGAGCAGCAGCAGCAGCAGCAGCAACACACGUGUUUGUUUAUGCUGGGGCUGACGACAAGGAGGAUUACCUGGUGCCCAUCGAGCUGCUGCAGCGCGGAUCAGCAGCAGCUAUUGCUACAGUAGCACCAGCAUCAAGACGUCCUCAACACUCCCACCGCGCCCAACAGCAGCAGCAGCAACAGCAGCAGCAGCAGCAGUUUGAAUUGCUGAUAACGCUCAGGGGGCAGCGGUACUUGUACGAUUUAGAGAGAAGGGACUUCUUCCCCGUUGUGCCGCCGCAGCAUCUGCCGCUACGCUCCUAUUUAGGGUGGACGGGGCUUAUAGAAGGCUUGCCUUCAGCAGCAGCACCAGCACCAGCAGCAGCACCAGCAGCAGCAGGAGGGAUGGAUAAGUUCGUGUGCGAUGCACAGCUGCGGUUCGGCCCCAACUGCUGCGAAGUCCCGGUGCCGCCAUUUGCUGUGCUGCUGCAGCAGCAGCUGGUGUCUCCUUUCUUUUGCUUCCAGGCUGCAUGCGUCUGCUUGUGGCUGCUUGAUGGAUACUGGGGCUUUCCUCUAACUACGCUGUUCCUCUUAACCCUUGUCGAGGCACAGAUGCAGCCGGUCCCCCCUCGGGUGUAUGUACACCGCAAACAAAGCAGCAGAAGCGGCAGCGGCAGCACGUGCUCGUGGCGGCUCGUGAAUGCAGCAGAGCUGCUUCCUGGAGACGUCUUCUGCUGGGAUCUUGAGCACAAACGGAGCAGCAGCAGCACCACCAGCAGCAGCAGCAGCAACAGCAACUGCACCAGCAGCAGCACCAGCAGCAGCAGCACCAGCAGCAGCAGCAACAGCAACAGCAGCGCACCUCUCCUAGCCCCAGUCGAUGGGUUGCUGCUGCAGGGCACUGCGGUGAUUGACGAGUCCUUACUAACAGGAGAAGCCAUACCGCAGGCGAAGGCGGCGCUGUCACUGACGGCUGCAGAGACGGGGGCUCUGGAGGAGCGCCUCGACUGGCAGGGGACCUCGCUGCUGGCAGCAGAAAAUGAAGGGGCCGUAGGCCUCGGCUGCUGCAGACUGCCGAACGCCGCACCCGUUGCACUUGCAGUGCGCACAGGCUUCGCCACCACGGAGCUGCCGCCGCUGCUGCAGUUCCUGCAGCCAUCUGCGGAGCAGCUGCAGCAGGAGCUGGAGCAGCUGCAGCAGCAGCAGCACCGCCGCAAGCCUUCUACCUGGCGGCUGCUGCUCUCACUCUCUCACAUCAUUACUUCCGUUGUACCCCCUGAGUUCCCGAUGCUGCUGUCUCUCACCCUUACUGUCGGCGUUCUUCAUCUUGCAAAGGCAGGCGUCUGCUGUACAGACACACUCAAACUUGCUGCGGCAGGAGGAGUGCGUGUUAUUGCCUUUGACAAGACCGGGACCCUCACGUACCACAAGUACAACCUACUGGGUGUCUUUGGCGUUGGCAGCAAACCUCAGGACCUUGACAAGCAUCAGCAGCAGCAGCAGCAGCAGGAACAGCAGCAGCAGCAGCGACAGCAGCAGCAACAGCAGCAGCAGCGGCGGCAGCAGCAGCGGCGGCAGCAACAGCAACAGCACACCCAGAACCACCUGCCAAGCACGGAUUUAAGCUCUAGACCAUCUCUGCUGCAGCAACAGGAGUUGCCUCUGAUGACAGCUUUAGCUGUUGGUUCGUGCCACUGUCUGCGGCCCGACAGCAACGGAGUACCCGUUGGAGAUCCUCUCGAGUUGGAGGCCUUUAAAAGCUUCGGCUGGAAGCUGCCUUCUCAGCGAUCUGCGAUGCUGCGAAGUGAGCGGGGAGACGCGGUUGCGCAUCUGUCUCUGCUGCUUUGUUUCCCCUUCACCUCAAAUCUGCAGCGUACAACUUCUGUGGCAGAGUUCACCGUAGCAACGGAUGUGUGGCGCGGGCCCCACAACCAGCAGCAGCAGCAGCAGGGAGAGCAGCAGCAGGAGGAGCAGCAGGAGCUGCGUCAGCUGCUGCAGCGGAAGCAAAAAGGCUUCAUCGUUGCUGUUAAAGGCGCCCCAGAGCGCAUAAAACAAUUCCUUGCGAAUGUCCCACCCUCUUACGAUUCAAUGGCAGAUGAACUCACAGGCAGAGGGUUGCGGGUGCUGGCUGUAGCUGCGCGCCUGUGCACAACGAACCCUCAGUCUUCUCCGCGGGAGGCGCUGGAGAGGGAUUUGCUGUUCUGUGGGUUUUUGUCUUUUGCUGCUGCAAUCAAGCCGGGGGUGCAGCAGCAGGUGCAGCUGCUGCGCAGCAGCGGCAACCAAGUUGUUAUGCUAACAGGAGACCAUGCACUCACUGCUGCUGCUGUUGCUGCUGAUGUCGGGAUCAUACACCACCCCAGCACCUGCGGCGUCCCGAGCUGCUGCGGCAGCAGCAGCACCACCAGCAACGAAGACACCAACGAAAGCAAAAACAGCAGCAGCAGCGACGGAACAGCAAAACUGCUGCCGCUCUUCCUCAGUCUCGCAGAGAAUGCGGAGACGACUGAAAAUGCGGCCGCCAGUUCGCAGCCACAGCAACCUCGAGCCCGUCGUACAGCAGCAGCAGCAGCAAAAGCAGCAGCGGACAGCAGCAGCAGCAGCAGCAGCAGCCGCAGCGUAUCUAAAUGCAGCGUAGAGGAGAUGCUGGAAUGGGUGUCUGCUGACCGCAGCGUGAGGCUGCCUUUUGCUGCUGCACUGAGGCCCCAUGCUUCCACUACGUAUGCAUUCUGUGUGUGCGGGACGGUGCUGCAGUACCUGCAGCAGCAGAAGCACCUGCAGCAGCAGAAGCGACAGCAGCAGCAGCUGGAGCAGCAGAAGCAGCGACAGCAGGAAGGCAAUAGGGACGAGCGUGCAUGGAGGGAAGAAGAACUGGCACUGCAGCAGCAGCAGCAGCAGGAAGAGGAGGAGCAAGAGCAGGAGGAGCAGCAGGUGCUGCUGCGGCAGCUCGUCCGUUACGUGCGUGUCUUCGCUCGUCUAUCUCCCAGAGAGAAGCAGCAAGUAGUUAAUGCAUUUGCUGCUGAGGGGUUCCCUGUCUUGAUGUGCGGCGACGGUGCAAAUGAUAUUGGGGCUUUAAAAGCUGCUGCUGUUGGGGUGUCUGUCCUGUCCAGCUCGCCUUGUGCUGCUGUUGCUGCUGCUGCUGCGCGAUCCGGCGCAGCUGGCAGCGCCGGAGGUUUGCAGUCACGGCAGCAGCAGCUGCAGCAGCAGCACCAGGAGCAGCAGAUGCAGGAGCUGCAGGAUGUGCAGCAGCAGCAGGUGCAGCAAUUGCAGCAGCAGCAGAUGCACCAGAUGCAGCUUCUGCAGCAGCAGCAGCUGCAGCUAUUGGACGAUCCGCGGACUCACAUGCUUAACACACAGCAGCAGCUGCUGCUGCACCAGCAGAUUCAUGCAAGGCUUCAUGCUAAGAUUAACCAGCAGCACGACGCUCUGGAUGAGCAGCACGCGCAGCAUUACGAGCAGCAGCUGCAGCAGCAGCUGCAGCUGCAGCGGCAGCAGUUUGUUGAACGAGCUCUAGAUGGAUUAGCAGGAGACAGCACCUUAGUGCCUCUAGGUUCUGCUUCUGUAGCAGCAGCAUUUACCUGUCGUGAGAGCGGCAUUAGCGUUGUCUCUCGGGUUAUUCUUCAGGGCCGCUGCUGCUUGUCUGCUUUGCUGCUGCUGCACCGCCUCAUAGCUCUCAAUUGCAGUGUAUCUGCAUUUUCGCUUUCUGUCUUGUCUACCGAUGGCGUUCGCUUCAGCGACCUCCAGGCAGCCUUGGAGAGCGCCCUGUCUACAGCACUUACCCUUUGCCUCAACUCCUCAGCUGUCGAGCACCAGCAGCAGCAACAGCAGCAACAGCAGCAGCAGCAGCAGCAGCCGCAGCAGCAGGAUCAGUAUAUGGGUGAUAGACCCCCGCCAACUUCUGUCUUCUCCUUCUGGGGCAUCGUCUCCCUUGUUGCUCAGGCGGCUGUACACGUCUGGUGUUUAGCAAGGACUUGGGUUUUAGCUCGCGCCAUUCGUGACAGCAGCAGCAGCAGCAGCAGCAGCGGGAAGGGGGAGAUGUACAUGUACGAUUCUGAAGAGCCUUUUCAACCGGAUGCAGUUAACACCGCUACUUUUUAUUUGCUGCUAACAAUGCAUAUAUCUACUUUUAUUGCAAACUAUGAGGGGGCCCCUUGGGCCCCUCCGCUGCUGCAGAACAAAAACCUAAAGAAGAUGCUUCUCGGCAGCUCCUUGCUGCUGCUGCUGCUGCUGCUGCAGUUAGCACCCUUCCUCAAUCAAACCCUUGAACUCGUCCUCUUCACGGACACCAGCUUCCUGCUGCAGCUCUAUCUCCUCAUUGCAGCAGAUCUUGUGGCGCCGUGGCUCUUUGCUACUGCAUGCAAGAAGGCAGCAGCGUUUAGACAAGGGCCCCUCAAGCCCCUUUCCCUUCAGCAGCAGCAACAGCAGCAGCUGCAGCAGCAGCGGCAGCGGCGGCACUAG
Messenger RNA from Eimeria acervulina, 4980 nucleotides. Its product is annotated as cation-transporting ATPase, putative. Bases 1 to 4980 code for a protein of 1659 amino acids. Lineage: Eukaryota; Apicomplexa; Conoidasida; Eucoccidiorida; Eimeriidae. The transcript is spliced from 10 exons. Gene Ontology annotation, cellular component: endoplasmic reticulum membrane. Gene Ontology annotation, biological process: intracellular calcium ion homeostasis. Gene Ontology annotation, molecular function: P-type ion transporter activity; nucleotide binding. The record is from RefSeq and is a predicted model, not a curated record.